Daktulosphaira vitifoliae (grape phylloxera) is the source of this 495-nucleotide messenger RNA. RefSeq lists its product as uncharacterized. The transcript is spliced from 4 exons. The coding region runs from base 1 to 495 and encodes 164 amino acids. NCBI's taxonomy places the organism in Eukaryota, Metazoa, Arthropoda, Insecta, Hemiptera, Phylloxeridae. The record is from RefSeq and is a predicted model, not a curated record.
AUGGAUGAAACAAUAUACGAUUUUAUCUACGGUAUUGCAGAAGAUUUUUGGAAAAGUGCAAUGGAUGAAAUAUCUCAAAGAAUUUCGAAAUAUGAAAGUGUUCAUUUUGUAGUAGACUGUAACUUAGCUGCAAUUUCACGUCUUUUAUAUGCUGCUCAUCCUGACAUUGAUCCCGGUGACUCAGAAAAUUUAUCUUUUUAUACAAAUCCUCCAGUACAAAGUCAUAAAGUCACGUAUACUAUUCCUUAUAGUAAUAAUUUUGAAAAAAUUAACACGACAAAACAAACAAAAAAAUAUAAGACGAAAAUAUGUAAAGAUAUAAAAACUCCAAAGAUAACUAAACCAAAAGUAUUCAGAUCAAAACCUUUGGACCUAGUAGAUGUUAAAAAUGACACAAAACAAAUUCCAGCUAAAAUUAACAAGCUCGAUAUCGAUAAAAGUAAUUCAGUUGCGAAAUACCGGUUAAACGAAAUUGGCGACUUAAAACUAUUGUGA